GGGGCUGUGUGUGUGGGGGGGGGGCCACGGAGGAGUGACGUCACCACCGCCAUAUUGGCUACCAGGAGGAGGCCGCGUUGGAGGCGAGGCGGAUCUCUGAGCCGGGCAGCCCGCAGCGCGACAUGGAACCCGAGGCCUUGCUGGAGGCCAUAGCAGAAUUUGAGAAGAAGCCGAACAAGGAGGUGACGCCCGAGCUGGAUGGGUUCAUGCGGCACGUAGCCAAGACGGGCGAGACCAUGUUGCCGUGGCCCCAGCUCAAGGGAUACUUCAUGUACAAGCUGGAGCGCGUACUGGAUGACUUCCGUGCCUCGGUACCGGAGGUGCGCGGGCCCCCCAAUCGGAACGUCGACUACGUCCCUUACGACGAUAUGAAGGAGCGCCUGCUCAAGAUAGUGGACGGCUUCACGAGCGCACCUUUCACAAUACAACGGUUAUGUGAACUGCUGAUGGAGCCGAAAAAACACUACAAGCGCACGGACAAGUUCAUGAGGGGGAUAGAGAAGAAUGUGUUGGUCGUGAGCAGUGUCUACCCAUCGUCGGAGAAAUUCAAUUUCAGUACAAGCACCCUUAAUCGAGUAAAUGGAAUUUUACCAUCUGGUCCCAAUACUGCUUACCAAGACAGGUCAAACGUGAAUGGCCCGGGAACGCCACGACCUCCCAUCAGGUCCCGGUCGCCCUCCCCGGGGUCUUGCCCUUUGCUGCCGUCAUCCAACGGGUUUGGCGACGGCACAGUGCAUCACGCGACGGACGAAGAGCGCGCCUCACAGAGUUCCCCCCCGCCCAGCGAGAGCAACCCGCUGAAAACCAAGCACGGGGCGCAGGACCAGCUGGAGGAGGGCACGAGCGACGACCCCCAGGCCAAGCGGCUCCGGUUUGAUGAGGAGGACGAGGAGGAGGAGGAGGAAGAUGAGGAUCAGCAGUCUGCGGAUGAAGAGGAGGAAGAGGAGGCCGAGGAGAGGGGGGGCCGUGGGUCAUCGGCUCGCUCCCCGGAGGCCACGUCCGGCAACGCGAGGUCGCCGCAUGGCUUCGAACAGCGCCCGGUAUCCGACAUCACAGAGGAGCAAAGCUGUUCGGCCAGUGCAGAUACUGGCGCUACGGAACAUUGCAGCGAGGUGGAGUCCGUGCCCAGUUCGGUCAGUUCCGAACCGAAGGUGACUGGGGAGGAGCAGGAGGACGAAGAAGAGGAGGAGGCUGUGCACGACAUGGACCAGUCGGAUUGUGGGGGUGGGGUGGGUGGACCCGAGGCUGCCGACAGCGAGGCAGGAGCGGUGACGGUGGCGGCGGCGGCAGUGACGGAGGCAGCCGGUGGGAGUGGCGGCGAAGCGGCCGUGAGCAGCUCGGGCCUCGCCGGUGGUGCCGACUCUAACUCGAGCGACGGCAGCGGUUGCGGCGGAAGCAGUUCGGUGUCGUCUUCGGCCGAGCCCUCCGAGGACACCGAGCAGCCGAUGGACCAAGACUGACCUCUCCUCCACCCCCCUUCUUUCCUACUCUCCGUUUGCCCUGUGUGUGUGCGACCCCGACCCCUACCGUGUGUGCACAGCGUUACCUCCCCUCGUCCCAAAAACCGCCUCCGAUCCAUGCCCCCCCCUCCGAUCCCCCCCAAUCUCCCCCCACCCCUGCAGUGCCUGCCGGUCAGUGAUCAGCCAGGCACGAACUAAAGCAGUAUUCUUAUUUUGAGCGGGAGCACGAUUUAAAGCGCUGCCUUGAAAAUGGGUCUGCGUCUCUUCUCAACCCGGCUUCUCUUGGUGAAGGUAUGGUGUUGUGUUCUCUUGUUGUGAGUCGAUGGUCUUUGGGUUGGUUAGCGCUGUGUUUGUGCGUCCUAUCUCGUUUGUUUGUUUCUUAUUGGCUACCAGCAGUUUAUUUUAAGUGUGUUUUUUAAAUUAAACGAAUUUUUUUCUCGUCACACAUCAGAGUUUCUUUCCAGCUACAGAAGUCGGUUGGGACUGAAUGGGGAAAAAAAAGUGUCAAUCGAUCUUUGGAACUGCUUAAGCAAAUUGCAAACGAAAUGAUAAGUAACAUCGCACUUCAACCACCCGAGGUUGUAAUUGGUUGGAUAUAAAUAAAUUGGCUACCAUUCGGCAAACCAGUGGUAGGAAGGAAUGUUUUCUCUCACUUGGGUCAGCAUUAUGGAACCGUAAAACAAACAAAAAACAUUGCUGUGGGAAAGAAUGGGAUGGCAAACAUUUUAGCAGAGGCGCACUGUUCAGCAAAAACACUCAUGUUUUCUUUCCUGGCAUCGGUUAAAUUCCCGUGUGGAUUAUUUGGAGCUGAUUGACACUGUGUUGUGUUUUGUGUGUGUGUGUGUGUGGGCCGGCAGAGUGAGACGCGGAUGUGUGUGUUUUAUGGGUUUUGAUUGAUCAUUUUAAAAUUUCCAAGUUGUCACAAGAUUAUACCUGAAUACAGCUCUUUGUACUGUGGAAGCAUCGCCUAUUUUCAGGUAUUUCUACUGUUGUACGCACUGAACGUUCCUUGAAUUUGUAAAAACGGCAAGCUGGGGUUUGUGUAAGUUUGUAGAUCAUUCUCUCCUCACUGUUUUUAAACAGUUAUGCGAGGCCGAUUCCCCCCUUCCCCUGUGCUGUUUAAUUGUCAUGUUGCUGUUUAGAUAGGUAACUUUUGAGAGAGAAAAAAUGUUGCUUAAUUUAUUUUUUUUAAACAGUUUCCACAGCAAAAUACAGGAGUGAAAGUUUUGAAGAUUACUUUUUCCAUAAACAGUACCUACAUUCUCUCACACACACACACACACAUUUACAUACACACAUUUACAUAGGCUAGAAAACAUUCCGUUAGAGAAACUCCACAUGUGGACUUAUGGUGCAUAAAUACACUCGUAGCUGCAGUGAAAUUGAUUGAAUCUUGUCUCGUUGAGGUUACUGAAAAAAUAUAUACCACCCGUUCGAAUUGUGUGUAAAAUGCAACGGUAAUUCCUCCACCAAAUGUUGUCUCCGAGGAGAGGCUAUGACGUGGGAGCCAGCGGCUUUGGAAUGUUGAAAUGGCUACAUUGCACACACGCACACACUGGUGUGUCCCGUAGGCUGGUGGUUUGCUGUACCCGUGAGUGUACACCAAGGCCUCCUGUUUAGAAUCGCUGUCGUUCGCAAGUUUGAGUUGCAGUACUGCAUGCAGUUUGGUGCACACAGGGCAUGCGUAAUAUGCAAAAGUGAGCUUUAUCGACCUGAGUUGGCACUUACCUCGCUGGUGCGACCACAGGCCGACUGUUUUUAAUAUCGAUAGGUGACUUGCUAGGUUUGCUAAGCAUUAGGAUUUGUUCGGGAGAUCCAAGUGUACAAGCUUUAGACGCGAUAUCUGUUGGCUCGAGCAGUUGAGACUAUUGAAACCGUUUAACAAUUUUAACAAAUCUAAUUUUAUAACGAAGGCAAACUUUGUUUUUGGUGGUGCAUCUUCAGGAGCCCAAUCAUAUCCCAGUGCGUGAUUCUUGUUGAGUAUCUGUCAGCGUGCUUUCCUACCAUCUUGAUAAUUUAUUUGUUUUGUCCUUGGGCUUGGCUAAUCUGUGAAUGUGGCACCCCCAGCAGACGGCUGAAAAGCAUAGCCAUUCAUUUGUAGCCCAUUGAUGAAGAGUUGACAUUUUUUUUAAAGGAUAAAAUAUCUCCUAAGGACCUUUUAAAGCUUUCUUUGUGUGUGUUUUGCAUUUUUAAUACUACUAUUGCUUUCCUCUCUUGUCACGGCGACGUUUUUGGCCACGGUGAGCGAGAGGAGCGCGGUGGCGCGGCGUUUAGCGUGUCCUCUGCUGUCCGGUGUUUUCUCGUUCGUAGUAAUUUGUUGAGUUUGACCGCAGCCACGUGUUUGUCCAUUCGUCAUGUCUGGCUAUUACCACCCCCCCCCCCUGGGCAGCCACCUCUAGUGAACAUAAUAUAAUACCUUUUUUUGAUAUGGUGAGUAGGUUUAUAAACACACCCCUGUAGACGCUCCUCUAGGGUUUUUUUGUAGGUUGAAUGUUUAUGAUUGCGUUAAAUGUUAUCUAUAAUUUCCCCCCCCCCUCCCCCCUUUUUAACAAAAAAAAUGUUUCUCGUGAAAGCAACUUCUGUACAAAAAUCUGUUUUGUGUGAGCUGACAGGCUCUGGCUUACAGUACAUUUACGUAAUGAAGCAAUAAAAUGGAUGUUUGCCGAUCA
Messenger RNA from Lethenteron reissneri (Far Eastern brook lamprey), 4129 nucleotides. It is a transcript of the gene PPP4R2, whose product is annotated as protein phosphatase 4 regulatory subunit 2. Gene Ontology annotation, molecular function: protein phosphatase regulator activity. The record is from RefSeq and is a predicted model, not a curated record. Lineage: Eukaryota; Metazoa; Chordata; Hyperoartia; Petromyzontiformes; Petromyzontidae. Gene Ontology annotation, cellular component: protein phosphatase 4 complex; nucleus; cytoplasm.